UUUAAAAAUAAAAUGAAAGAAAACACACGAAAGAGAAGGAGGUGUAUUUAAAUUUUAAAACGUCCUAACCGUUAUUCAGUGUAAGCUUGAGUUCGAAGAUAUCAAAAAUGUAUUCUCAAAGUCUCAGUCUAAUCAUAAUUUUUAUCGCUUUAAUUUGUGGAGAAGAAGUCACCGAGCAGGUUAAUUCUGUUAACAUUUCUCGCUUAUACAAAAGCAACCCACAUUGGGUACCUUCGAAUGGAAGAUUGGUGCCUGAUGGCGGUUCAGAUGUUAUGCUAGAACAAAAAAAAUGCGGUGAAGGACCUAUGAAAGGAAUUCAAAUUUGCGUACACUAUAAUAGAUGCGAUCCCAUUACAAAAGAAAUUAUUCCAGAAACUGUAACACGAAUGAGGGGUCUUUCUCUGUUUCCAAUUGGAACUGAAUGUCCCGAACUUUUGGAUAUAUGUUGUACUAUACCAGAAAAAGAUAGAACAACAACCACCUCAUCAACUACAACAGAAUUAACUCCAACUAAACCAACUCCACCUAUUCCUACAUUUAAACCAACUACAUUGAAACCAACCAGACCAAAACCAACUCAGCUACAACUUAGUUACUGUGGAAUAAGAAAUCCUAACGGUCUUAAUACUCCUAAUGUAGGUAACGACAGUGACGAAGCCCGAUAUGGGGAAUUUCCUUGGGUAGUCAUGAUUUUCAAAACUGAUUAUGAUUCUAAUGAGUCUCGCUCGAUUUGUGGAGGAUCAUUAAUUUCCCCGGCGGUCAUUUUGACAGCCGCCCAUUGUGUACAAAACUAUGUAAACAAUUUGGAUAAAAUAAAAGUUCGCGCUGGCGAAUGGGACAUUUUAUCGGAACAAGAGUCAUAUCCGAAACAAGAUCGCGGUGUCUCACAAAUAAUUAUCCACGCUAAUUACAAUCAAAAUAGUGGAGAAAACAACUUCGCUUUAAUUUUCCUUGAAACUCCUUAUACCAGAGCGGAAAAUAUAGGAACGAUUUGUUUGCCACUAUAUAGACAAGUUAUUUACUCCAAAAAUUGUUUUACUGGUGGAUGGGGAAAGGAAAACGCGCAUUCAAGUUAUUCAAAUAUUUUGAAGAAAAUCGAACUACCAAUCGUUUCGUGUGAUAUUUGCCAAAAAGAACUGCGUAAAACAGAACUUGGACCUAGCUUCGUCCUACCCGAUACUAUGAUAUGUGCUGGAGAAUAUGGUAAAGAUACAUGUACGGGUGAUGCUGGAGGUCCGUUGGUUUGUCCAGACCCAUACAAUCCGAAGAGAUACGUCCAAGUUGGUAUUGUGGCUUGGGGAGUUGGAUGCUUUGAAGCUCCUGGGGUUUAUUCUGACGUAGCUAGCGCUCGACAUUGGAUAGAUGCUGUAAUGGCUGAUAAAGGUUAUAAUCCAAUUCCAUAUUCAUAAUCAAAUAAAAACAUGUUGUAAUGCUUUGAAUACAAUUAUUGAGAUGAAAAUAAAAAAAAUUUUAAUUAUGA
Messenger RNA from Onthophagus taurus, 1480 nucleotides. Its product is annotated as phenoloxidase-activating factor 2-like. Lineage: Eukaryota; Metazoa; Arthropoda; Insecta; Coleoptera; Scarabaeidae. Gene Ontology annotation, biological process: proteolysis. Gene Ontology annotation, molecular function: serine-type endopeptidase activity. The record is from RefSeq and is a predicted model, not a curated record.